Messenger RNA from Lingula anatina, 1290 nucleotides. RefSeq names its product chitin deacetylase 7-like. Gene Ontology annotation, molecular function: hydrolase activity, acting on carbon-nitrogen (but not peptide) bonds. The record is from RefSeq and is a predicted model, not a curated record. Gene Ontology annotation, biological process: carbohydrate metabolic process. Lineage: Eukaryota; Metazoa; Brachiopoda; Lingulata; Lingulida; Lingulidae.
AUGGCCCUGAAGAUGUCUGGAGUCGUCUCAAUCUUGAGUUUAAUCUACCUGUGUUUGGCCAUUCGCUCAACACAGUCGUACGGCGGAGAAUUCUAUGAUGGAAAACCGUCUGGGUACGACGACCCGCCGCCGUGCGAGGACCUAGGAAUAGGGCGGUUUUGUAUCGCGAACUGUUCACUGCCGGGGAUAUACGUGUGCCCGCGCCGGCACUAUUUCAUCCCAGACAAGCCUCCCAUUUUGUCCGCGUGUCCCAGUGGGUUGCUAUGUCAACAACGAGGUGGAGGGCGCGUGAAAUGCGCGUAUGGCUGGGAUUGUCAUCCAGUGACUGAUGACCCCAACGUGACCAUUAGCACAGGACCCUCUACCACGCCCGGACCAAGUGUGGUAACAAACGUGAUACCAGGAAACCUCUCCAGAGACGAGGUACCACAGUUUGUCUAUUUUUCUUUCGAUGAUGCCGUCAACCGAAUGAAUUACAAUUUGUACUCCAACCUGUUUGCAGGGCGGUUCGUAAACCCUAACGGUUGUCCCACCACUGUCAGCUUCAAUCUCUGCAAUGAGAGUACAAACUAUGAACUGGUUCGUCGCCUCCAUCGGCAAGGACACGAAAUAGCCAGCCAUAGUAUUCUUCACACCAACCCCAAAUUCUGGGACGGGGAGAUGUGGGAAUACGAGAUCCAAGGAAUGAGAGAACUCAUCUCUGACAAAACCGGCAUCAAAGAGGAUGAAAUCGUCGGAAUGAGGGCGCCUUUUUUGGUGCUGGGCGGCAACAAGCAAUUUUCAUUACUUGAGAGGUUUAAUUAUACGUAUGACGCGUCAAUGGUACCGGCUUUUUCGUCGAAUCAAGAAGAGCCACUUUGGCCGUUCAAACUGACCGGUAAACCUCCCCGAAGGUAUUUUUUCGAGCCUGGAACACCAACAGAAGCGUAUCCCUCUGUGUGGGAGGUACCCAUGAAUCCAUAUUUUUACUGCCCGCAUGCGCCAGAUGGUGCAGUAUCAAUGUUGGAUGGGUGCCAUCCUGGUAGUUACAACGCCACCUAUCUUUAUUUAAAGUAUAAUUUCCUCCGUCAUUAUAAUUCUCCAAGCAAGGCACCAUUUGGAAUCAAUAUGCACGCGGCCUGGUUUCACCCGGCCUGGCCGUACCACUUUCAAGCGAUGGAGGAUUUUAUAGGAGAAAUAUGUCGCUUAAGAAAUGUGUAUAUUGUAAGUGUGAGCAGGAUUUUAAAAUGGAUGGAGGACCCCGUCCCUUUGUCAAGAAUAUCAGAAUCUGAGGCAGUUAAGUGUAACUAA